Xenopus laevis (African clawed frog) is the source of this 3212-nucleotide messenger RNA. It is a transcript of the gene usp44.S, whose product is annotated as ubiquitin specific peptidase 44 S homeolog. Gene Ontology annotation, cellular component: nucleus; cytoplasm. NCBI's taxonomy places the organism in Eukaryota, Metazoa, Chordata, Amphibia, Anura, Pipidae. Gene Ontology annotation, molecular function: cysteine-type deubiquitinase activity; zinc ion binding. The record is from RefSeq and is marked provisional. Gene Ontology annotation, biological process: protein deubiquitination; ubiquitin-dependent protein catabolic process.
CCCCCUUCCUUUCUGCCAGGCCGUCUCCUGACGUCAUCAUCGUCGUCACCGUGUACUGAGCGAGAGAGCUGAGCGGCGGGCAGAGUGAAAAGCCUGGACUUUGUUGUUAUUGUUGUCUCUGCACCGCUUCUCCCUGGCCGGGAAGCGAGCGACAAGUCUGAGCGGCCAGUAUGUUUGUUCAAAAUGCAACAGAUCAACUGCAGCUUAGUUGACACCUGAAUCUGAAAAACUGAAAAUGGAUAAAUGUAAACACGUUGGCCGAUUGCGUCUUGCCCAAGAUCAUUCGAUUUUGAACCCUCAGAAGUGGCACUGUGUGGAUUGCAACACUACAGAAUCAGUGUGGGCUUGCCUAAGCUGUUCACAUGUUGCAUGUGGUCGAUACAUUGAAGAGCAUGCACUGCGUCACUUUCAGGACAGUAAGCAUCCCUUGGCUUUGGAGGUUAAUGAACUUUAUGUGUUUUGUUACCUCUGUGAUGAUUAUGUUCUCAAUGACAACACCACUGGUGACCUUAAACUUUUACGAAGCACAUUAAGUGCGAUCAAAAGUCAGAAUUACGACUGUACAACACGUAGUGGUCGGACUUUGCGGUCUAUGGUAAGUGCAGAUGAUUCAUUCAUUUCACAUGAAGGCGCACAAGCCUUUCUUCAGAAUGAAGACCGAGCAUUCACUGCAUUGUGGCAUCGGAGGCAUGCUCUUUUAGGGAAGGUUUUUAGAUCAUGGUUUGCUUUGACUCCAAAAGGCAAGCAGAGGUUAGAAGAGGAACGCUUGAGGGAAGAGGCCGAGCAGAAGAGGGAGGAAGCAAGAAAAAGGCGGCAGCAAUUGAAGCACAAAUUAAAAGAAGAAAUGGAAAGCACUCCCCCCAGAAAGAGUUCACGUUUGCAACAGCAAAUACAGCCUUCACCCAAAAUUGAAUCGUCCUCUGUGCAAAAAAUGAACCAAAAAAACGCUCCUUCCACAAAACAAAAUCCACCAGCACCUACCUCUGAUAAAGCACGCUUAAAGAAAAUUGGUAAUUCUCCAAUAAAAAGAAAGCCCACUGUGACCCCUGGAGUAACAGGACUGAGGAAUCUGGGGAACACUUGCUAUAUGAACUCAAUACUUCAAAUACUGAGUCAUUUGCAUGUUUUUCGGGAGUGUUUUUUACAACUUGAUCUCAAUCAAACUCAGGAGUUGUUGGCAGCUGAUGGCAGUGGAAAAACAAGGCUGUCCAGCAAAUACCCACCUGGUGCUGAGCUACCAAGAGUAACACAAAAGCACACUAAAGGUCAAAGAUCACUGGCAAGGCGGCCGAGCUUCUCCUUGGGACUUAGUGGUGGGGCCUCAAAUAGUAGAAACAUGGAACUUAUUCAGCCUAAGGAGCCAAGUUCGAAGCACAUAUCCCUAUGCCAUGAAUUGCAUACCCUCUUCCAAGUCAUGUGGUCAGGGAAAUGGGCACUGGUUUCUCCUUUUGCAAUGCUGCAUUCAGUGUGGAGGCUUAUACCAGCUUUCCAUGGGUAUGCACAGCAAGAUGCUCAGGAAUUUCUCUGUGAACUAUUAGAUAAAGUGCAACAAGAAUUGGAGACAACUGGCACCAGAUACCCAGCCCUAAUUCCUACAUCUCAAAGAAAACUCAUCAGACAGGUCCUGAAUGUCGUCAACAACAUUUUUCAUGGGCAACUGCUUAGUCAGGUUACAUGUCUCGUCUGUGAUCACAAGUCAAAUACCAUCGAGCCAUUUUGGGACUUGUCUCUUGAAUUUCCCGAGAGGUACCACUUCAGUGGCAAAGCGACGGCUUCCCAACGGCCUUGUUUGUUGACAGAAAUGCUGGCUAAAUUCACAGAGACUGAAGCCUUAGAAGGGAAGAUCUACGCAUGCGAUCAGUGCAACAAAGCACAGAAGCAGCUGAUGGUGUGUCGCUUACCUCAGGUCCUGAGACUCCACCUCAAGAGAUUCAGGUGGUCUGGCCGUAACCAUAGAGAAAAAAUCGGAGUGCAUGUUCGAUUCGACCAGAUGCUGAACAUGGAGCCUUAUUGUUGUAGAGAGUCCACUGCAGCCCUGAGAGCUGACUGCUUUAUUUAUGAUCUGUCUUCUGUGGUGAUGCAUCAUGGGAAAGGCUUUGGUUCUGGCCAUUACACUGCCUUUUGUUACAAUCCAGAAGGAGGCUUCUGGGUACACUGCAAUGACUCCAAGCUACAUUCAUGUGCCGUGGAAGAGGUGUGCAAGGCACAAGCAUACAUCUUAUUUUAUACCCAGCGAGUUACUCAGGAGAAUGGACAUUUGUCAGAAAGACUUCCUCUCCAUGACAGUCCGCAAUCCCCACCCCCUUGAGACGCUCUUUAACGGCAGGAAGAUCCCUGACCUUUUGGCAGCUUCUACGUCUCUCUAUUCCAUAAGAGUAUUUGUGUGUGUGUGUAUAUACACUGGGUCAGGCACACGAAGUCUCCUCUGCAUUGUGCCUGACUCUGCAAAUGAAAUGACACAAUCAGAAUUAGCAGACUUGGCAUAGUAAGUAUUAACAAGACUUAAAGGGGUUGUUCAUCCUUGAAUUAACAUUUAGCAUGAUGUAGAGAGUGAUAUUCGGAGACAAUUUGCAAUCGGUUUUCAUUUUUUAUUAUUUGUGGUUUUUGAGUUAAUCAGCCUUUUGCACAACAGCUCUCCAGUUUGCAAUUUCUGGUUGCUAAAGUCCAAAUUACCCUAGCAACCAGCGGUGUAACUAGAUAUUACUGGGCCCCACAGCAGAUUAUUUUUCAGGCCCCCAGGUUUACCAAUAUUUAUUUAAAUUGUAUAUGAAUUAGGACCUCAUGGUACCUCCUGAGCCCCCCCUGCAGCCGCAGGGUCUGCUUCCUCUAUAGUUACGCUCCCUGCUAGCAACCAUGCACUAAUUUAAAUAAGAGACUGGAAUAUGAAUACGAGGCCUGAAUAGAAAGAUGAGUAAAAAAAAGUACUUAUACAUUUUGUAGCCUUACAAAGCAUUUUCUUUUAGAUGGGGUCAGUUAAUCCCAUUUAAAAGCUGGAAAGAGUCAGAAGAAAAAGGCAAAUAAUUCAAAAAUCAUAAAAAAUAAAUAACGGAGACCAAUUGAAAAUUGCUUCGAAUUGCCCAUUCCAUACUAAAAGUUAACCACCCCUUUACGUAAGAAAGUGUGACUUUGUCUUAUUCAUGUACUAUAUGUUUAUACAGUUUUGUAUUGAAUUAAGCACUCAAACUAGAAUAAAAUGGUUUUAACAUUUUGUA